AUGUUUUUGAUCCGCCCACUCAGCCACGCAGGCCAGAGAGAGACCAACCCUGCCGUGAAGCGCUCCUCCCGGUCAUCUAUGUCAUCCAGGGGUUACUCGAGGAGGGGGCCUUCAGACGACAAUGUUGGCUCCGACGGGGGGCUCCGGAGGCGUGAGCUUUAUCUAAACGGGCCUUCCCAGGACCGUGCCUCCAAGCGUAGCACCGAGGGUGCUCUGGCCCCUCCUGGCUCGAAAAGCUCGCAGAAGAGCAAGGGGGGCAACCAGUCGCAUCCCGAGGCCUCGGGCAGUGGCUCAAGGAAGAGCGAGGGCAGCCAUGGGGUACAUGCGUCGGCAACGGGCAAUGAUGAUUCGUCGACCAGGCCAAGGAAGGUUAAGCUCAAAAUCGGAGGGAUCAGUCGGAGCAUACCGGCAAAACCAAACCCUGAUGCACCAGAUUCCAGGCCUUCGCAGCCAGGAGAAUCGCGGCACCGCCAAAAGCAUGCUAGUCAGACUGAAGGGACAAAAGAUUCCAGUAGGUCGCAAGACAAGAAAACAAGAAGGGAGAGAGCACUUGAAGACACCUUUACUCCAGAACAACCAGCCAAAGUUCAGAGAGAAUCAUCUUCAGAUCCUGUCCGGAAGAGUAGGAGGCUUGCUAAGAAAUCCAUCUUGGACAGUGAACUAGACGAGGAAUAUGAUACAAGUGCUCUUGAAAACCUUGGAGCUUCUAAUGAUAAUGAUGGUCGUAUUCGUGAUUCCAAGAACAAAGGAGGAAGUAACUCUAAGAAGAAUGCCUCAAAGAAAGAUAGAAGUAGGAGCACAGUGUAUGAGGUCGAUAAUGAUUUUGUUACACCGCAAUCAAAUAGAGAUGGCAAGAAAAGGUCGAGAGAAUCUACUGAUGCUGAAGAGGAACUGGCCUCUGACAGUGAGCCUGAAGCCGAAAACAAGAAGCAGAAGGCAGUCGUUGAAUCACCUGCAAAUGUUAAGAGUGAACCUCUGACAACACGUCGCCGUGCCCUUCAGUCAUGGAUGGAUGGGAACAGCAACAGUACCAUUGAGUUCCCUGACGGUUUACCUACAGCUUCAUCAAGAAGCAAGAAGGAAAAGCUCUCUGACGCAGAGAUGAUCGCCAAGAAGGCUGAGGCUGCUCAGCGGCGCAAGAUGCAAGUGGAGAAAGCCACUAAAGAAAGCGAGGCUGAAGCUAUAAGGAAAAUAUUGGGCCUGGACACCGAGAAGAAGAAAGAAGAAAGGAAGCAAAAGGAGCGAGAGGAGAAGGAAAAGGCAGCCAGAGCGCAAGAUCUUGCCAGAAACAGUAUUAGGUGGGUCAUGGGGCCCAAAGGCACUGUGGUUUCAUUCCCAGAGGAGUUAGGCCUCCCUAGCAUCUUCAACACCAAGCCCUGCAGCUACCCUCCCCCGCGUGAGAAGUGCGCCGGACCAUCGUGCACAAAUGCGUACCGGUACAGGGAUUCGAAGCUGAAGCUCCCCCUCUGCAGCCUGAAGUGCUACAGAGCCGUCAAUGGGAACGCUUGAUUUUAAGGAUGGAGUCGCAGCCGCUUUCGGGUCCAUGCACUGUCGAAAUAAGAGAGCACGCUCGCUCCUGAUGAUGGAAAUUUGUUUCUUGCUCCAAUAAGUGCUUCAUUGUGUGCAGACAUGCAUAGUUACAAAUAGAUCUGUGGGUAAAUGGUUUUCUUGUACUGCACCAGUUUGUUUAAUGUUUACUGAUCAGCAUCAGAUGUGCUGAACUAUGAUGUUAUCAGACGCUGUCUAUGUAGAUAUUAGCGAUGCAUAUAGAAAGUAAACAGCAGAAUAAUCUUGUUUUCUCUUUUUUCUUGUGGGCUACCGCAGAACAAUCAUAUAUUUUCUCCGAUAUUUGGUGA
Molecule: messenger RNA, 1856 nt
Organism: Brachypodium distachyon (stiff brome)
Lineage: Eukaryota; Viridiplantae; Streptophyta; Magnoliopsida; Poales; Poaceae
Product: cylicin-2
Exons: 7
Coding region: 1-1509 (502 amino acids)
Biological process (GO): chromatin remodeling
Cellular component (GO): Ino80 complex
Source: RefSeq, a predicted model, not a curated record